Aspergillus homomorphus CBS 101889 is the source of this 816-nucleotide messenger RNA. RefSeq lists its product as uncharacterized. The record is from RefSeq and is a predicted model, not a curated record. The coding region runs from base 1 to 816 and encodes 271 amino acids. NCBI's taxonomy places the organism in Eukaryota, Fungi, Ascomycota, Eurotiomycetes, Eurotiales, Aspergillaceae. The transcript has a single exon.
AUGGUUUUCGAGGAAGACCGCAAGCUGCUGCAGACCCUCGAAGGUGAGGCGUACGAUGAGCUUCUGAACGAGCUCCGCGAGCUGGACGCAUGGUACAAGAAGCUUCGAGACACGGUGGUCAGGAACAUGACGCCUGACACGGAGCUGACCCGCAUCUGCACGGUGCCGGGCGACCAGCUGAGCGCGAAGAAGCGCAUCCUCGACGCCAGGGUGCUGUACAGCGUGGUGCCGCGGCGGUUCCGGGGCCGCGCCGUCGAGGAACACAUCGCGCAGGAGGUCGUCUACGAGUCCACCGGGCGUGCCAUCGUCAACUGGGUACGGAAUGUCCCCGGGCUCUGGGGCCUUGAGGAGGACUUUCUGCCGGAUGGGCGUCGGUGCUGGCUCGGCAAGUGGUUCGCCGUCGGUAUGCCGGACCCCGAAAAGUUCCCGCUGUUCUUGCUUGAGGCGGACUGGUUUCAGAUCCAAGGUGAGUCUUCUGAGCCUUAUGAUGGGGGCGAAGACGUGGAGUUGUCGGGAGGAGAAGAUGAACUCGACGAUGAGCUCGAAGAUGAAGACGAAGAUGAAGACGAAGAUGAAGAUGAAGAUGAAGAUGAAGAUGAAGAUGAAGAACCAGAUGCUGACUCCGACCAGACUAUAAGCGACCGCAGUCCCAGUCCUGUCUACCUCUAUACUGACGACAAGGUAGCAGACCCGGACUAUCGCCCUAAGCCGAGCUCGAGGGCCCGCAACCUGGAAGGUGGUCCCGGUAGCGCGCCGAUCAUGACGAUUCGUACGAGAUCUCGCUCCAUAUCAGAGAAGAAGGAGGAGGAGAAUUGA